Molecule: messenger RNA, 2184 nt
Organism: Knipowitschia caucasica
Lineage: Eukaryota; Metazoa; Chordata; Actinopteri; Gobiiformes; Gobiidae
Source: the annotation of a GenBank genome assembly
AUGUCGAAUAUCACAGCAGCAAACUCUCGGCCCUCCAGUAGAAACCUGAAGUGGCGUGUGGCAAGAAAAAGGGCCAAGAGCUCCCUGUCAAACGCACUGUACCUCCUCUCUGACUCUCGCAACCUUCUACUGAAAAAGGCUAGUGGCCGCCAGGCACCAUCCGACCACUGCUCCACCACUGCCCCCACCGCGCAAUCAGACGCAUCGGUAGAGUCUCGCCAAUCGUUGCCACAGUUUUGUUUCCCGUACGAAAAUCAAAGACCACGGGACUCGGUGGCGGUGCAGCACUUCACCUUUGCGCUCACGGACCUGGACGGAUGCCAGCGCUUCGGGUUCUGUCGACUCGCUGACUCCUCGCGGACCUGCCUCUGCAUACUCAGUUAUCUCCCCUGGUUUGAAGUGUUUUACAAACUCCUCAACAACCUGGCGGACUACCUCUUUAAAGGACAAAUCAACGAGCUGAAGGCGCUUCUGGGUGAUCUGUACCGACAGCCUGUGCCACUGGUCCCUGGAUCUGUCACUCUCACUAUGGGAGAACAAGUGUCGGUCAGUACUGAGGUACACCUCUCUGUAGGGCACCCAGGGGCUCCUGAGGGGGUCCCAUACUUCAUCGCUCCUGAUCCCAGAAGUCUUCCAUCUAUACCCGAAAGUAGGAACUUGACUGAGCUCAUUGUUGCUGUUGACGUGGGGAACCUCCUGCAGCUCUAUGCCAGCAUGUUGUUCGAGAGACGCAUCCUGAUCUUUGCCAGCAAACUCAGCACGCUGACAUCGUGUGUGCAUGCCCUGAGCGCUGUGCUGUGUCCGAUGAACUGGCAGCACAUCUUCAUCCCUGUGCUGCCUCCACACCUGCUGGAUUACUGCUGCGCUCCAAUGCCGUAUCUCAUUGGAGUCCACACAAGUCUGGCAGAGAAAGUGAGGAGCCGGGGAUUAGAAGAAGUCGUUAUUCUCGAUGUGGACACAAACACGCUGGAGUCUCCCUUUAAUGAUUUCAAGAAGAUCCCGACUGAUGUGAUGUCCCAGCUGAAGAUGAGUCUGAAGCGGCAGGCCGUGUCUCGGGGCAGUGGAGUCUCCAGGGCUUUCCUCAGAGCCCAGGCGCUGCUGUUCGGGGGAUACAGGCAGGCUCUAUGCACACAGAGUGGGGAUUUGAGUUUUAACAAAGAACUUUUUCUGGGUCACAAGUCCUGGAUGAAGCAGUUCCUUCAAAGUGCUAUCCACUGUCAGUUCUUCAAACAGUUUAUUGACAGCCGCUUGGACGUUCUGAACAAAGGGCUGGAGCCCAAUGACCUCUUUGAGGAAGAGAUUGAAAACUGUGAAGCCUCUCCUGGGAAACCCAGGUCAUAUCAACAACUGGCUGGAAACAUAAAGAAGGGAGGAGGGGCACUGAUUCUCAAUGUGAAGUCAAACAUGAAGGCCAAAGGUCUUACAAAAUCAGGACUGAAACACCUAUUGAUCCAUAAGCAGAGCCACACUGAAGAGGUCAGCAUGCAGAGGGGUGGUUCUGUGUCACAUCGCCUGGAGGACCGGCAAACAGCCACACAGCUCUUAAAAUAUCAAGUUUUCAGAGAUGAAGAAAACAUAAAGGAUACUAACAGAACAUGCAACAGACUUGAGUUGGAAGAUGACGACCCCAGGACAGAGGAGGAGGAGUUGCUGCUGUGUGACCCAGAGGAGAUGGAUCUCCUUGGGGAGAUCUUCGACACCCUGAGCUCCCGGAGCUCCCACGAGCGAGGGCUGCUCUACGCCACCCGCAGCCUGGACCUGUUUGCAGCAGACAGUCAUGACUUCAUCGCUAAGCGCAGCUUUGCUAACCCGAGUGAGGAAAGUCUGUGCAGCAGUCUGCACAGCUGGCACCAGGAGACCACAGAUCAGCUGUCAGACUUAACGGAGGACUGGGAUCCACUGGAAAAAUCCAAGAUAAAGGAGAAAGAGGAAACCGCAUCGAUGAUGAGGGAGAAUCAAGACCUUCACAUCAGCCCACAAGAUCUGAAAAAAGAAAAAGACAACAGAGGCUAUUUAAGGUUCCAGAGUCAUGCCCCCAUCCAAGGACCGGAUCUGAAGUCCAGGAUGAAAAUUUUAGAAGAAUCUGGUGGACAUCUACACAUGAAAAACAACUUUACAGACACUGAAGAGGAAAAGCCCCCAGUGAAUGUGUCAGAGCUCAAGAAGAGGUUUGAAACUGAAUAA